Molecule: messenger RNA, 1239 nt
Organism: Osmerus eperlanus (European smelt)
Lineage: Eukaryota; Metazoa; Chordata; Actinopteri; Osmeriformes; Osmeridae
Gene: asb12a
Product: ankyrin repeat and SOCS box-containing 12a
Exons: 3
Coding region: 99-1016 (305 amino acids)
Biological process (GO): intracellular signal transduction
Molecular function (GO): protein binding
Source: RefSeq, a predicted model, not a curated record
UUUUUACUUUUUUUUUUAGAACCUAAUCAUAUGACAGUUGCGCAUGCGUUUACCAGUAGUCACUGACGUAAUCGCACAGUUGAUCUUCGCAGAAUCCUAUGCACCAUUUGGAAGCUGUUGCAGACGAAGGCGCUGGUAGCGGUGAAAGCCAGCUGCUCAAUCAAGCAGUGUCAAACAACGAUGACAGAUACCUUGAUGAGCUACUCUCACAAGAACAAUACAAGAAGUUCAUUAACUGUAGAAGUGGCUGGGGAAUUCCAGGCACACCAUUACGGAUGGCUGCAUCCCGGGGUCAUCUCGGAUGUCUACAGGUGCUGCUGUCCCACGGCGCAGAAGUGGACUGCCUAGACGUGAAAGCGCAGACUCCUCUCUUCGCCGCAGUCUGUAGGAAAUACUUGAACUGUGUUUUAGCACUCCUCAGAGCCGGGGCUAACCCAAACGGUAGCUCGUACAACAACUGCACGCCUGUACUUACAGCAGCCAGAGAAGGGGAUGUUGAGAUUCUCAAACAGCUACUUAAACAUGGUGCAGAGGUCAACUCCAGAUCUAAAGUCUUGCAGCGGAUCUCAAGCACUAGCGUAGGGCCUCUCUAUCUGUCAGCAGUGUAUGAACACCUGGACUGUUUUAAAGUCUUACUUCUCUAUGGGGCGGAUCCGAAUUACAACUGCACGGACAGUAAGCUGCUCAGUAAAAUCAAGCAGCCUAAAACAGUGCUUGAAAUGUGCCUCAGACAUGGUUGUGGAGUGGAAUACAUCCAGCUGUUGAUUGACUUUGGUGCUAACGUGUACCUCCCCACGCUCAUAAUAGAGAAAUCCACAAAGCAGAACGAAGCAGUGGAGCUGCUUCUGCAGGAAAGAGGAUGUCCCAAAUCCCUCCUCUCUCAGUGCCGGCUUGCAAUCCGAGGACACCUCAUGAAGAUAAACAGAAUCCAUUCCAUUGAUAAUCUGGAAAUGCCACCUAGACUGAUUAACUUCUUGCAAUACAAAUCCACACUGACAACUACGCUACAACUCUGAUCACAUCAAGAACAAUUGGUAUUAAAACAAACUAUACCAACUGGGUGAAACAUUAAAAUGGCUUUGGUUGAAGUUUUUUGAGUGUGAUGAGGUCAUAUUUUUUCUUUGUAUAAUUUAUGAAACGUGUUAAUUAUGACUUUUUAGCAAUUUCUUUCUCAAAUGUGUGCUACAAUGUCACUGUAAUUGAAGGCAUAAAAGUCAAUAAAAUGUCAUAAAUAUGUUA